AUGGCCAUCCCGAUGCUCAGCUACCCGCUGCACAGAGAGCUGGUUGUGCUCGGCGAGCGCUGCAUGGAUGAGGAUUUUGACAGCUACGAGGACCUGCACAGCCUCCUGGAAGCCAUGGCAUCUGCGCUGGCGCUUACACCGGACGGGCUGCUGAAGGCGGACUGGUUCAUCCAGGUCCGGGACCACCGCUACAACAGCCUUGGCAGUAAGGCCAAAUUUGAGCAGGACUGCGGGGCUCAGCCCGACAUGAAGGUUGGGCUUCGCUGGUUCCACGUGCUGCUGUGCAACAUCCUCAGACACGCCCCUAUCCGGGAGCAGGAGGAGUUCCUGCGGGCCUACCCCUCAGAGUUGGCUGCAUUCCACAGCAGUGGUCGCAUCAGUGCAGCGCUGACCAAGACAUACGAGCCCAGGCGCAGUUGUGGCAGCAGCAGUGGCACCCAGCACGGCAGCAGCAGCCCUAAGGCACUGAUUGGCCGAUUGGUAACCCCCUUGUAA
Molecule: messenger RNA, 495 nt
Organism: Volvox carteri f. nagariensis
Lineage: Eukaryota; Viridiplantae; Chlorophyta; Chlorophyceae; Chlamydomonadales; Volvocaceae
Exons: 3
Coding region: 1-495 (164 amino acids)
Source: RefSeq, a predicted model, not a curated record